GACAACGUUUGUUGGCCCUGUUCCUCUUGUUCCCUUGCUAUCACGACAUGUCCGACUCUUUUCCUGAGGCGGACAAAAGGCCAAAUAACUCUGAAGCUCCCGGUAUAUCCGACCCAGCCUCGUCUUUACGUGCUGCUGCUCUCUUGACUCUGAAAACCAAGCGUCGCAAACCUGAUACCAGCAAUUCCCGUCCUCCACCACGUGUUGACAACUCUUUUCAACUCGACUAUGGCCAAAUGGAUCCUGCUCCACCCCCAUCUUCCGACGUUGACAUGUCUCUGGCAGCGUCGCUCAAGGUACCCAAGUCUGACGUCGAACUGGACGGUCAAUCGCGCGAAGAAGGCGAAAUAAGUGACUCGGAAGACCCUGCCUCAAAAACAGCUCCCAUCACCACCAGGGAAAUAACAAGCUCUGCACAAGUCGACUCGCUUCGGCCCUCAGCGACAAAAGCAAAUCUCAACGACGCAUGCAUCAUUGGCCCUGAUCGUGUCCGGCCUGGUCUUUACAUGAACCAGACGCAGUAUGAUACUGCCAAGGAUAUCGUGCUUGACCUCUUAGGCUGGGGCGUUCCUCCUGACUACCUGGUGGACUGUAAUCUCAGUCGCGAACUGAUCUUCUAUGUAUUCAGCGAGCUUAAUCUGCGACUCCCCCAAAACCUCGAUGUCACUGGUCUCGUUCCGUAUACUCCAGCUUACGUAGCCGCCCAUUCCCGUCCGCUCUCAGUGGUCUCUUCGUCACCUCGGUCUGAAGCCCGAUCGCAGCAUCCAAGUUUACCGCAGAAGCCUGGAGUCGAUUAUUUGGGUGCCGCUGAUGUCGUCGCCGAUCCACCUGUCUUAUCAUGCGCGACGAAAGACGAGUCAACAGAUGGCACCCUGCACGACAUUGAACGACAACGCCGCGAGGAGCUGCUUGCUCGCAAAGCCAUCCAAGUAACCCGCAAAGUCAAGCCCUCGUCCGACGCCUCAUCAAUCGCGUCGUCGUCGGCAGAUUACGACGUUGAAAUGCCGCUUACAAUCCCCACCGAAGCCGUUGAGGACUUCCUGAAGACUAUUGGGGAGAAGAGCCUUUCGCCGAAGAUUAAGACGGAGCCGAUGGAUUCGAUGGAAAUUGAUGACAUACCUGAUCUUGGAGGAAACAAUUCGCCAGUGGACAUGCAAGGUAACGUCGCCGGCCAUCAAGUUGUCACCUCACCGACGGACUCGAUGGGCCCUCCAACCACCGAACCUCCAGAGGAUUUCAGCCAGCGCCGUAAUGGAAAACGACCCAGUGCUGCCGACUUUGUCGACCUCGAUGUUGGUACCCGCAAUGGCCACAGCAACGGCCGGAGCGUACCCAAGGCGCCUGUCCCGAUUCGGAAAACUGCAAGUUUUGCCAGUAUCAGCGGGCACCGGAAACUCGUUAUUGAUCUCAGCGACGAAAGCGACGGAGAUGACGAGGCAGGGCCAGCGUGCGAGGAAGACGCUGAAGUUGCGAGUCGUUAUUCGUCUCCGGGUCCGGGUCGUAUGCCGGCAAGUGCUAGUUCCGGCCGAGGCUCACCACCUGUUCCACCGCAAGCGGGCACUAUGACUUUAGUGGAAAAAGAGGAGGAGAUUCGCAAGAUGAGGGAGAUGAUUGCCCAGAGGGAACGAAAUCGGCUGAACAAGUCGACAGUUGAUGAGGACCCUGGGCGAGUUGCCAUUCGCCCGGUCGAUGUCAACUCAGCAUCGACGCAGACUCGGUUAGCAACGCAAAUCCCUCCAAAACCCGGUGAAGGCCACGGAGCUUGUGAUGAGUAUGAGCACUUUACCCAAUACGAGUCCUCGCUCGCCAGAUACCCCCUCCUUGGCGGCCACUCUACACUCUCUUUAUCCAACCCGUCGUUCUCUUCGUCUAUACCAUCUGUGCCGAAUCUGCUGCCGCUCAAACAGACUUCCCACCGGACGCUCGAUCCAGGAAAGAGGAUAUGCCAAUACGAGCUUCCAGGUGGCGGUGUGUGCCGAGAUGCUGAGUGUAAGGAUAUCCAUCUCAGCCGCAUUGGUCGCGAGAAAGGACCGGAUGUCCUGGAGCCGAGUGAUGAUGACACGGCCGAAUACCUGGGUAGAGCUCUUUCCCAGGAUUGGAUCCAUGCACAUGCAGUUACCGUUGCAGGGAUCACCGCGGCCCUGGCACGAACGGACCACGCUCUUGCUCUGGAAGAUCGAAAUUUCUCUUAUCGGAUCUCGUGGGACCAGGUCACGAUGGACAGAACGUUCCCUGACAUGGGAACACCAGGGACCCCAGGGACCCUUAUUGACAACUUUUUCAUCAACACCGUUUUGAUUGUUCCUCGAAUAAGCUUGACCCUUGCCCCAAUGCGUAAGCGCGCUCGCGUCGACCUUGCCGAGCCCAUCGAGAGCGGUGUCUCGGACAACGCGUUCAUCGCCGACCAUGAUGCCAUGGACUCUGCCGGCGACGAUGAUGAUGACGACGACAAGCCCAAGAGCGGUCAGAAGCAGGGCCGGCGCAAAAUUAAGAUCGAGUUUAUUCAGGACAAGUCGAGGCGCCAUAUCACCUUCUCCAAGCGGAAAGCUGUUUUCUUCCCUUUUCGUCCAUUACCAACUGAUAUCGUUCAGGCAUACGAACUCUCCACCCUCACCGGCACUCAAGUCCUACUCCUCGUUGUGUCUGAGACGGGUCUCGUGUACACGUUUACGACCGCGAAACUGCAGCCCCUCGUCACCCAGCCCGAGGGAAAGAACCUUAUUCAGGCAUGCCUGAACGCCCCGCAUGGUACGCUUCCCUCCGCGAUGCCUGUCGGCCCACCUAUUGGCCGGGCUGGUCCCAUGGGUGGGCCCGGUGGUCCCCCCGUGGCGAACAACCUGCCAGGUGGGCUGUCCAUCAGCGGCGGAGCGAACACCUCAUCUUCCAAGGAUGAUGACGACGGGAACGACGAGGACGAGUCCGCGCAUACAGGUGACAAACGCCGUCGCCAUUCCUCUGCCGCCAGUGCCUCAUCCACCGGUCCAGGCGCCUCCUCCUCAAACAGCCGUGGGGCAACAUCGCCCCAUCCGACGACAGGACCGCCACCGUUGUCGAUUCCGUCGGGCGGGCCACCACAGGGCGGGCCGUCGCAGCACCCGCAGCACGCGGGCCCUCCGUCACAGAUAUCUAUAGGCUCUCCGACAUCACCCCAACAAGCCCAUGCGCCGUCAGCUCCCCCGUCUGCUCAGUACUCGUCUGGGCAGACAGCGUAUUCUCAUCACCAGCCGCAGCCUCAGCACCACCAGCAGCACGACCAGAACCAGAUGUACCCAUCGCACAUGAUGAACCCCACGUCGUACCAGUAUCCUCCCGGAGGUGGUGCGCCGCCAACUCAGGGUCAAGCCGGUGGGCAGCAGUUGACUGGACUGGCUGCUGCUGCCGCCCAACAUUCCCAUUGGCAGAAUCCCCAGGGUCCAGUGCAGGGUGCAGGAUAUGGACGACGACAAUGA
Molecule: messenger RNA, 3449 nt
Organism: Mycena citricolor
Lineage: Eukaryota; Fungi; Basidiomycota; Agaricomycetes; Agaricales; Mycenaceae
Source: the annotation of a GenBank genome assembly